This is a messenger RNA of Eriocheir sinensis (Chinese mitten crab), 2858 nucleotides long. RefSeq lists its product as uncharacterized. Bases 908 to 2266 code for a protein of 452 amino acids. Lineage: Eukaryota; Metazoa; Arthropoda; Malacostraca; Decapoda; Varunidae. The record is from RefSeq and is a predicted model, not a curated record. The transcript has 4 exons.
CAUUAACUUUGAGAAUGACAAAAUAUUGUCUUUUUUUUUUUUUUUUUUUACUUAUUUUUAUUUAUUUUUCAAGUUCAGUUUUAGGGGACAGUUGUUGAAUGUCCCGCUGGUGGCACAGGGGCAGGAUUUUUGAAGUGGCGCCUAUUGAGGCUCAUGUGGCUGGUGAGAGGCACACUGAUCCCGCGGUGAGUCUGAGCUGAUGCGAUCAGGACAGGACUGGCUCUGGAAACUGGAGUCACUGGACACGAUCAGUAGAGAUGAUUCAUGCACAGUGCUGUGCUAACUAAGGUUCAAGACUGUUUCAUCCACACUUUAUGAAGAUUGUAUUGCCUGUUUAAUUACAGUAUUAUCCACUGCCUGCUUGACACACACACACACACACACACACACACACACACACACACACACACACACACACACACACACACCUCCAGUGUGUUCCUGCUGUAGUGCCUCCCUCACUCUGCCUCUCUGUUUCAGGGUGACAACCCUGCUGGACAGCCUGUUACCAGUGUGUGGCUGUGUGCUGCCUCCAGUGUGUUCCUGCUGUAGUGCCUCCCUCACUCUGCCUCUCUGUUUCAGGGUGACAACCCCGAGGAGUGUCCAGUGUGCCUGACAGGCUUUGAUGACUUAGUACAGCGGCCACGCACUCUGCCCUGUGGCCACAGUCUGCACACUGUGCACAGAUAAGCUGAAGGAGCAGGGCCGUGUUACCUGUCCGGAGUGCCGCGUCAGACAUGCCGUGCCCGAGGGCGGGCAGUUCCCUGUCAGCUAUACAAUUGAGGCCUUCAUAAGAAGGCUGAGAGAUGGCAAGGCGGCGGCAGCCUCGCCGCCACCUAGUGCCGGGAAGGGGAAAGGGGCAGCAGGAUCAGCUGGCAAGAAGGGAGCAGCGGGUCUCUCCAAGAAAAUGCGUUCCUUUCUGCAGGAACAGGAGGCCACAGUUGUGGCCGCCAUCACCGCCUGCCAGGAGGCUCAGUCCCAGCUGGACCAGUAUGAGGCCACCCUGACAGGCUGGGGCGAGCGGCAGCAGCAGCUGGAGGACAGCCUCCAGGGACUGAUGGACCAGAGCAGGAGUUCCAGGGAGCUCCUGCAGCAUGAAAAGUUCCGUGUGGCACCGAAGAGGAAGGAGACAAAGAAGAAGGAGCAGGAGCUGCAGGCUGUGCGGGAGAAGUUGCGCACUCCUGCAACAGAGCAAGAGGCACUCAGGGUUGUGGGAACAGUGUUUCACCUCACCAGUGAGGUGGAGCAGGUGUUGGAGGAGUGCCAGCAGUGUUUCCCUGACGCCGGCAUCCUCAACACCGCCUGGAAGGUGAGAGAGGCAUCUAGUGCAGCCCUGGAGGCCGCCAAGGCUGUCCAGGCUGCUUGGGAAACUGUUUCUACAGAAGAACCCAGGCGCCAGUCAGUCCCAGAAGAACCCAGGCCCCAGUCAGUCCCAGAAGAACCCAGUUCCCAGUCAGACCCAGAAGAACCCAGGCCCCAGUCACACCCAGAAGAGCCCAGUUCCCAGUCAGACCCAGAAGAACCCAGGCCCCAGUCAGACCCAGACCUCACCAUCAUGGAAAAAGUGCAGUUCAUCUUAGAGCCAAGCUUGAAGGCCGAGGACUUCCGCAGUCUGACACAGCGCACCAGGAGCCUGCUGCAGGCUGGCCGGGUGUUUGCUGUGCACCAGGUGGGAGGUCAGCGCCGACGACACGCAAGAAUAAGCCUCGAAGCCGGCCAGCCGUGCCUCCAUGCCUUGACGGACCAUCCCCCGCCACUGGGCGCGUCAACCCUGCAGGUCAGCCAGGUCGUGCCGCCCUCCCCCCCCUGCACGGUGUUCCUGGACCUGUCCUGGCCGGACCGUGCGCUGCGCCGGGUCCACAUCCGUCUGAGCCCCGACACCCCGCGGGGCCGCCAGUUCCUGGUGAUGUGCACGGGGCAGCGCGGCCCCUCCUACCGCGGCACCAGCUUGUUCGGGGUGUGGCGCAUGGGGAGGCCGGGAGAGUGUGUGUAUGGCGGGGACUACGAGAGUAAUGAUGGUGAGGGGGAAUGUGUGCUGCUGCCUGGCCUUGAGGAGGGUGAGGAGAGGAGGCCAUGGAGGGCAGGGGAUGUUUGGGGGUGUGGGAGGCAGGGUGUGUUUGUCAUCACCACCAGGGACAAUAAGGGUGGUGUGUUGCAUUGUUGUGUCUUCGGUGAGGUGGUGGAGGGACUGCACGUGGUGGCCGAGGCAGCCCAACACAGCGACAUUAAGGAGGUGACUGUGGUGGACUGUGGCGUGGUGCUGUAAGGGUAUACUGGCAUGCACCACCACCACCACAACAACAUUAUGGAGGUGACUGUGGUGGACUGUGGUGUGGUGCUGUAAGGGUAUACUGGCAUGCACCACCACCACCACCACAACAACAUUAUGGAGGUGACUGUGGUGGACUGUGGUGUGGUGCUGUAAGGGUAUACUGGCAUGCACCACCACCACCACCACCACAACAUUAUGGAGGUGACUGUGGUGGACUGUGGCGUGGUGCUGUAAGGAUAUACUGGCCUGCACCACCACCACCACCACCACAACAUUAUAGAGGAAAUUGUGGUGGACUGUGGCGUGGUGCUGUAAGGAUAUACUGGCCUGCACCACCACCACCACCACCACAACAUUAUAGAGGAAAUUGUGGUGGACUGUGGCGUGGUGCUGUAAGGAUAUACUGGCCUGCACCACCACCACCACCUCCACAACAUUAUAGAGGAAAUUGUGGUGGACUGUGUGUGGUGUUGAGGGUACUGGCCUGCACCACCACCACCAUCUCCACAACAUUAUAGAGGAAAUUGGGGUGGACUGUGUGUGGUGUUGAGGGUACUGGCCUGCACCACCACCACCACCUCCACAA